UUUGUAGAGCAGGCCAGGAUAGUCCAGUUUUCCCCCAGGAAUCGUAUCUUGCGCACCCCGACAUCAAUUCGGUGCGAACAUCCGCAGGAGGAAUCCGCGUUGUACCACAUACGGCUGCGUGUCUUUACGAACUGCAUAACUAACGUGUAUGGUAGCACGGCCGAUGUGCUGAUAGCGGACAAAAGAGAAGAGCAGUCCCGACCAUUCUUGUUGGCGAACUGUGCGUACCAACGAUCGUACAUGGAGCAUGUAUUGGAACGUGGUCAACGUGAGGCAGUGUAUGAAGUGGCCAGGCAGGUCGGUUUGGAAGUCCGUCCUAUGAAACCGGUCUACGAGCGGGACGAACGCGUCUACUGCAAGAAUACGAACAAUAAGACUUUUGGAAGCCUGUUGCUGAUGGAAUUAACGCUCUUCCCCAUUUCAGUGAAGGCCGACCUAGUGUAUAUCGGCAGUAUUUUGUUCGAUGAUCGUUUUCCAGGUGGACAGUAUAUAAUACGUUGCCGAAUCCUGCAGCCAACGGGAUUAUACGAUGAGGUACACCACUCUUUCAUAAUCCAUGAAACACCAACCAAGGUCGAUGUCACACCGGUUUACCACGGUGACCAAUUGGUUGCUCUCCAAUGUCAGCCCGAUGGAUUUCCAGAUAUGAACUUCUCUUACAAUUGGCUCAUCACCUAUCAUCCCGGUGGUGUCCUGAUGGCAGAUGGACGAUGGUUGUACACGACGCCAUUCACAACAGCCGGGUUGAUCGAGGGGAGGUGUGUUGUUCAGGAUCCAGCAUUGGAGAAGCCUCCUUUGGUCGCAGGAACCGGUAACGCGGUGUACACAGGUCGUGCAUUCAACCGCCGAGAAUUCGAACAAAUGUUUGUCAAAUCGAGCAAGAAGACUUCUCUCAUAAUCCAUAGUCUGUGUGCAGUUGGACUGCUUUGGUUUACAAUCAGCCUCAUGAAGUUUUGCGCUGUGGGUGUGGAAGACGACGAAAGCACCAUGGAAGCACUGCGUGAACAGCAAGAGACAAACUCGUACAUAGUGCUGCGAGGUGCGGAACUUCAGCCUAUCUACACCACACUGGUCGAUCUGGUAGAACAAUUCGACCGCACAGGAGCACUAAUCAAUCAAACCCGAGUGCUUUGUGGAACCACUGUGCACAGCUCAGGCACGCAAUCAAGCACACCGAUUCGGGUUUCAGGUAGAGCAACCCUGAAAUUGGCCCAGUACCAUCCGCCUUGGUUUAGACAAGGACAACCACAAAUCGGGUACUCAAAUCCAACCCCCAGUCACGCGAACGACGAAGAACUCAGAGCCAUGUGACCAUUGUCAGGAGCACGACAAGGUUCGAGCCGAGAAAUUAGGAAAUCGCGAUCAUGCUUGUUGCGGCAGAUCUCGGUGGCAUGCUAUGGCAUGCCAGAUAACUUUGCGUCAUGGAUUAAAUCAAGGCGGUGGUGGAACCAGAGGAUAGAACAGCUCAAAAUGAUGGAAGGUGACGACACUUCUACUAGGCGACUUUGUACAUUUAGUCCUAUAUACCGUCGCACGUAUAACUUCCACAAAACAUUGUUACUCAGUUCGUUGCUGCCCGAUUUCUACGCGGCCAGUUUUGAAGUUUGUCAAAACAAAUCACUCCAUGUGCUUUGUACGUUUAAUUGCAUUGCUCAGGUUGUGUUAACACAAUUUCUAUUUAUGUCCACGUUUAGCUGCAGCAAACCAAUGACCUUAUCACGAG
Messenger RNA from Dicrocoelium dendriticum, 1723 nucleotides. Lineage: Eukaryota; Metazoa; Platyhelminthes; Trematoda; Plagiorchiida; Dicrocoeliidae. The record is from the annotation of a GenBank genome assembly.